UCGAACGGUUCGUAGCAAGAACACACUAUAAGCGAAAGCAAGAACGAGACUGCGUCUAAAGAGUGCCACGUUGUCCCGCUGUAGUAGAUGGUGAACUAACAUCACAAAAUGGUCAAUCUAUCCGCUUUGCUCAGACUCCCAGCUGCGAUGGGCAGCCCCAAGCUGAAGACGGUCCCGAAGGCGAUCUACAACCACCUGCGAGGAUUUCCGGUGGUCAACGGCGAGAUCACCCAGUUGUCGGCCAAGGUUCGUGACUUUGUAGAGCAAUCGGCAGCGCUAUGCCAACCGGAGAAGAUCCACAUCGUCGAUGGAACCGAGGAAGAGAGUAGCAGCUUGCUGAAGAUGCUGCACAGCCAGGGAACGAUUCAACCACUGCCCAAGUACGAGAACUGCUGGUUGGCGCGCACAAACCCGGCUGACGUGGCCCGUGUCGAGUCGAAGACGUUCAUCUGUACCGAAAAGCGCGAACAAGCCAUUCCCACGCCGAAAGAUGGCGUCCAGGGAUCGCUCGGCAAUUGGAUCUCACCUGAGGACUACGAGGCCGCGAUCCAGGCCCGCUUCCCAGGCUGCAUGAAGGGACGCACCAUGUACGUGGUGCCGUACUCGAUGGGACCGAUCGCGUCACCGCUGUCCAAGGUGGGCAUCGAAAUCACCGACUCGGCGUACGUCGUCAACUCGAUGCGCAUCAUGACCCGCAUGGGCGAAGAAGUGCUGGACAAACUGUCGGACAAUUCGGACUUUGUCAAGUGUCUCCACUCAGUUGGAACCCCGGCCAACGGCAAGAUAUCGAUGCCCUCGUGGCCCUGCGACCCGGAACGGACCAUCAUCCUGCACAAACCCUCCGUCAACGAGAUCGUCUCGUACGGUUCCGGCUACGGCGGUAACUCGCUGCUCGGCAAGAAAUGCUUCGCCCUUCGUAUCGGCAGCACUAUCGCCAAACGUGAAGGUUGGCUCGCCGAGCACAUGUUGAUCCUCGGUAUCACCAACCCCAACGGAGAUAAGAAGUACAUCGCCGCGGCGUUCCCUUCGGCCUGCGGUAAAACCAAUCUGGCCAUGAUGACUCCGACGCUGCCCGGCUACAAAGUGGAGUGCGUUGGCGAUGACAUCGCGUGGAUGAAGUUCGACUCCAAGGGUCAGCUGCGUGCGAUCAACCCGGAGAACGGAUUCUUCGGCGUAGCCCCGGGAACCUCGCGAGCCACCAACCCGAACGCCAUGGACACCAUCUACAAGAACACGCUCUUCACCAACGUGGCGUCCACCUCGGACGGUGGCGUCUUCUGGGAAGGCAUGGAAGAUGAACUGGCCCCAGGAGUCCAGAUCACCGAUUGGCUCGGCCAACCGUGGAAGCUGAACGAAUCGAAAAAUCCAGCAGCCCACCCCAACUCCCGAUUCUGUGCCCCCGCUAGCCAAUGCCCCAUCAUCGACCCAGCCUGGGAAUGCAACGAGGGAGUCCCAAUCUCCGCCAUCCUCUUUGGAGGCCGCCGUCCAGAGGGUGUCCCCCUCGUCUACGAGGCCAACUCGUGGUCUCACGGAGUCUUCAUCGGAUCAGCCAUGCGCAGCGAAUCCACCGCGGCCGCAGAACACAAGGGCAAGGUCAUCAUGAACGAUCCGUUCGCGAUGCGUCCCUUCUUCGGAUACAACUUCGGCGACUACCUGAAGCACUGGCUCAGCAUGGAGGAACGCGCGGCCCAAGCCGGCGGAAGCAUGCCCAAAAUCUUCCACGUCAACUGGUUCCGCAAAAACGAACAAGGCAAAUUCCUGUGGCCCGGAUUCGGUGAAAACAGUCGCGUCCUGGACUGGAUCUUCCGACGAAUCGAGGGAGAAAAAUGCUACCAAGACACCCCGAUCGGUCGCAUCCCCAGCCCCGGAACGAUCAACCUGGAAGGCCUCAACCGACGAGUCGACGAGAAGGCACUCUUCUCAAUCCCGCAAAAGUUCUGGCUCAAGGAGGUCGACGAAAUCAAACAGUACUACGACAACCAACUGCCUCACGAUCUGCCGCAAGCGAUCGGCAAGGAGUGGCAGGAGCUGAAGAGUCGCGUGGAAGAAAUGUGAGGCCCUUCAGGGUCGUCCUCCUGUACAGUAGCUUAGACACAUACUAGCCUUAAGCCUUAGCUCAUCUAUUAAGUAUUAACGUCUAGACGAAUAGUUUAAGAUUAUCAGUCGAUCGCAAUAAAACAAACAUACCAAAAACGAAAA
Messenger RNA from Culex quinquefasciatus (southern house mosquito), 2199 nucleotides. RefSeq names its product phosphoenolpyruvate carboxykinase [GTP]. Bases 109 to 2055 code for a protein of 648 amino acids. The record is from RefSeq and is a predicted model, not a curated record. Gene Ontology annotation, molecular function: phosphoenolpyruvate carboxykinase (GTP) activity; manganese ion binding; GTP binding. Gene Ontology annotation, biological process: gluconeogenesis; cellular response to dexamethasone stimulus; cellular response to glucose stimulus. Gene Ontology annotation, cellular component: cytosol. The transcript has 2 exons. NCBI's taxonomy places the organism in Eukaryota, Metazoa, Arthropoda, Insecta, Diptera, Culicidae.